Messenger RNA from Aspergillus udagawae, 1086 nucleotides. RefSeq lists its product as uncharacterized. The record is from RefSeq and is a predicted model, not a curated record. The transcript is spliced from 5 exons. The coding region runs from base 1 to 1086 and encodes 361 amino acids. NCBI's taxonomy places the organism in Eukaryota, Fungi, Ascomycota, Eurotiomycetes, Eurotiales, Aspergillaceae.
AUGUCAGACAAUCUGGUCUGCCAUCAUUGUCCUCAUCGGACAUUUCGGGACGAGACCGAGUUUGAAGCUCAUUGUUUGACGCAUGGAAGCACACAAUCAGCCCUUCGUCGCAGGGGUCGUACCUACGGCGCACGAACCAGCUAUGGCCCAACAGUUCUCGCGACGGACAUACCUUCUUCCGGGCCAAUUCUGCCUGUUGCUUCUGGAGAUAACGGCGGGACACCGAGCUCGAAGCCACCAGCAGCCUUGCCAGUCAAUGGGCCACUGGGCGGAAAUGGUGGGCAUGAUAUUCGUCCACAGGCGCAGCCUGCGUCCCCGUUGAUCAGCCAGACUGAUGACGAUGACGUUUAUAAGAUACUCGCAGCAUUUAUGAGCCAAGACAAGUCGUUCUUGGUCUUUCGGCGAUUUUCGAAGUUGAACCUUCAGGUGCUUCUCAAGAUGCAGGCCGGGAUUUUCCAGUUGGAACAGAAGUUGGUCCAGGCUAAGGCGGCCGGCGACUCUGACGCUGUUUCGACAAGCGAGUUAAUAGCCAAGCAACUGCAUCAAUACAAUGCAGCCCUUCUACAGUAUUCGCAGCUUACAGGGCUUCAUAGAGCCGAGGAUACUUCUAUAUCGGAUCUACGCCAGUAUAUAGUUAAUGUGGCAAAGGGCGAUACUCCAAUACGUCGACUACUCACCGCGAGUGAUGCCGAUGAAGCUGACUUUGUGUCCCUGGAUCGAGAUCGAAUCCCAAGGAACCGGAUGUACAGGCUUGUAGAGCGUCUAACAUGGCGCCUUUUCACCACCACAGCAGCAGGGGGCAGGAGAGUAGAGAUUCCCCAGCAAGGGACCCUGUAUAUCUUCGACGAUAACAUGAUCCAGACCACCUUCCGGGCAAUUAUUACUAUGCUCACAUUCCUAAUCCUUCUGACACCGAUCAUUGUUCUUUCCUACAUGGAAGAAAAACGGAAAAUGCUGGUUGUCAUUGUUGUAUGCACCGCUGCCGCAGCGGCUAUCAUGGCGAUGACAACGGAUUGUCGUGAGCAUGAGAUUAUGAUUGCUGCAUCGACUUACGCGGCUGCUUUGCUCGUGUACAUAUCAGAUUAA